GGCUCGAAUCAUGUAGCAGAACCUGCCGAGCAGCAGGUCACCUCAGCUUUUGCCACUGUGUUCCAACAAGUUUGAACAGAUCUGGUAAAGAGCUGGUCCAGUCUGAGUCUGACCAAGACCAGUAUGAAGAAAGGAAGUUCUAUCAGUCCUGAUCCAGGACUGGAGCUAAGGAGGACAGAAAACCACAGAUCACAGGCCCCACCAGGUCCUUCAGAAUGCAUAUCCAAAGGCCCUGAAGCGGAGAAAGCAGCAUCUCGGUGGACAUCUCAGUGGAGCUCGUACUCACGAAGACGCUGGAUGCAAAAGAGAAAGCUUGCAGGAAUUCAGGUUGAGACAAAAUACAGAGGUUUGGCUGAAGAUGAGGGGGGUGGAGAGCAGAUAGAUGAGACCGACACCACCAAUGAGAAACAGUUGUUAAAUAAAAAACUGCUGGACCACUUUAGGCACCUUGCUGCAACCAACCAGGACACUGACCAGGUUGAUCUCCAGCUUCUGGAUGGACUGAUCUCAGAUGGUGCAGAUCCAAACAGCUCAGACAGAUAUGGACAAACUGUCCUGCAUGAGAUAUGCAGAUUGUGGAGUGUGGACGUGAUGCGUUUCUUUUUGGACCGGGGAGCAGACCUGCUCUGCUCUGACCAGUUUGGAGUCACUGCUCUGCAUGUGGCUUCUGCACUGGAUUACCAGGACAUGGUCCAGUUCCUAAUAAGCCAAAAAGCUGAUAAAGAUGCUCGGACACUUUUGGACUGCCAGACGCCGCUCCACUAUGCUGCAAAGAAUGAUGCUGUCGGUGCCAUAAGACUGUUGCUGCAAGCCGGCGCCUCUAGCAGCUGUACAGAUUACAAAAAUAGGACUCCUUUGCACCUGGCAGCAAACAUGGAGCGCAGUGAAGCAGCGAGGGUCCUGCUGGAACUGGGAGCAGAGGCAGGAGUGAAGGACUCUGACGGACAGCUGUGUAUAACUGCUCUGAUUGGGCAAAUGAGUCCUGUUGCUCAUUUGGCGCUUGAUCAGUUCCAUGUGACAGACAAAGUUACAAGGCAGCAGUAUUUCUACCUGAACCUGCUGCAACCAGAACCAAGGUUCCCCGAAGACAACCUACAGGAAAACAGUGAUGAGACUUGUGGGCCGCCAUCUGCACUGGAAGAGGUGGUUCAGGAAGGGAAGCUGGACCUCAUCAUGCAUCCAGUUGUCAUCAAGCUCAUUCAGAUCAAAUGGAAACUCUAUGGCAGGUUUGGGGCGUGGCUUCUACUCAUUUUAAACUUUCUGUUUAACGUCGCCUGGACAACUGUUGCUAUUUCAGUGUCUGUCCACCGAGAUGAGCCUGACCGCUACAUCUUUCCCCAGGAUUGGUGGCGUGUCCUCCUGGUGGUGCUUGCGCUCCUGUUGACAGCAGAGGAAGUCUUCAGGGAGUUGCAGGACAUCCUGCGUUCCAGGAGGAGGCUGCGUCUCAGGCGGCGCUGGAUGGAGCGUCGUCUCUGUGAUGACUUGGACUUUUCUCAUCCUAUGUGGCCACAGGAGAAAAGUUUCCUUCUGGAUCAAAUCACAAAAGUUCGUAGGAUGAGAGGAAGUUACAGCCGGGAUCUGUGGAACGUCUUUGAUUGGUUGGUUUACUGUCUGCUGGCAGCGUCCUUUUGUGUCCACAUGACGGAUGUUUUUCAUCCCUCCGACCAUCUGCACGCACUCAGUCUGAGGCUCUUCUCUGUAUCCAUCAUUUUCCUCUGGCUGCGUCUCAUGAAGCACGUCAGAGCCUUCAGGCUCAUGGGGCCUUUCAUUGUCAUGUUGGGAAAUAUCAUAGGGGAUGUGAUGUGUUUCCUGUUCCUGUAUGCUGAGAUCUUUAUCCCGUACGCCUGCAGCUUCUGGAUCAUAUUUGGAGGCUCAUCCUCUGUUCCCAGCAUGAAGACUGUUCCCGGCUUGCUCUAUAGUCUGUAUCGAAUCACUCUGGUGGACGAAUAUGAGUACGCUGCCAUGGUAACGAUGGAUGAAGUUAUGGCUCCUCUGCUGUGCGGAACUUUUCUGGCUGCAUCCUCAAUCCUGUGUGUCAACCUGCUGAUUGCACUACUCACAGACACAUUUCAAAGGGUGCACGAUAACUCGCAAGCCAAUGCUGUGAUGCAGCAGGCUGCAGUGGUCCUGCAGGUGGGCUCCAUGACUUUCCUCCGCCGCUUCUAUGAUGAGCGGUACAUUUCCAAAUACUGCUCGCCAUUGGCUGACAACAUCACAGCAGUCUCUGGCUUUUAUUAUGAAACUAAAGACAUUAAGACACAGAUCAAAGAAACUCUGGAUCAGAUCCUGGUUCUGCAGAAGGACACUUGGGAAGCUGAACCUUCAAGCGACCGGCAGGGACAGGAUCAGCAAAACCUGGGUCAGCUGAAUCAAAGCCAAAGGUUUCAGGACAAGGAUCUGCCCCAACAAGAGCUAAUGGAACCUAAUGAGGAGAACCAGAAGCUUCACAAGCAAGAACUUCAAGCCAUUCGAGAAGAGCUGAAGGAACUGCGGACUCUGAUGCAAGACCUGGUUCAGAAGAGGACAGACUUUUUUUAAGACAGCACAGAGACCAGAUCAGACCAGGACUGGGGAAGGAAACCUAGUAUUGUCCUUUUUUUAGUAUUAUUUUAUCUGAUGAUUUUGCUUUUUUCUCUCCUGAUGUGUAUGUUCUAUGACCAAUGGCACAACACACCAUGUGAAAACUGGUACCAACAGAAAGAAAGGGAAGAUGAUUAGUAGAAGCAUGGGAAGACAAAUGCCUGAAUCAAUUCAGUUUGAUGACAAAAUUACUCCAGCCUCUCAGCAAAACCUCCAGGUUAUGAUAAUUUAUGCUUUUUUGAUGGGAAACAUGCCCCUUCAUGUUUUGGUCUGCUUGCCCAUCUAUUUGUUCUGAGUUGGUUUCUGGACUAAGCCAUGUUUGAAAGAAGCCAAAUCCUGCUCGGCUGUUUUUAGAAUUUGGACUUAAAGACUGCUGAGUCAGCAUUGCUGUUUCAACUCUAAAUUUUCAUCUUUUUUUUUAGUUUUUCAAUGCACUGCUCUAUUACCGUGUCAUUUUAUUUUUAAAUAACAAAGACAAAGUGGAGUUUUAUUAUUUUAUCAUUUCCAAUUAAUGUAAUGGUACAUUGUGAUCAAGCAACAUACGGCAUGAAGGGGUUAACCCAACAAAUUCCUAAGUGACAUUUAAAUGAUUAAGUGCAUUAGUUCACAAAACGAGUUGCACUUUUAUUAGUAUUUUGCUUAUUUGUACUCAUCCGUUAUUCAUCCAUCAAUGUAGACAGUUUUUCUGUGUCAGUCAGGCUGAGUGUAGUACAAAGUCUACAAAUGUUUAACCCUUAAACUGCGUGCUUAACCAAAUGAUAGAGCAUAUUUAGUAAACGUGUCAUUGAAAGCAUUGAUUGUGUGUAUUACUCCCCCAAGGCAAUAAGCAGCAGAAAGUGUAUUUUUUGUAACAUUACUUUAGUCUUGGUUGUAAAUGUUAAAGUGCUGUUAAGUGCUGUUCUCAUACCUGACUGCUUCAAUUAUUGCUCUGUCAUCCUCAGGGUCGAAUUUUGUGGAGGUUCUUUGCCCAAUAUAUUAAACACUAUUUAUUAAUGGUGACU
This is a messenger RNA of Oryzias latipes (Japanese medaka), 3581 nucleotides long. RefSeq lists its product as uncharacterized. Gene Ontology annotation, molecular function: calcium channel activity; protein binding. Gene Ontology annotation, biological process: calcium ion import across plasma membrane. NCBI's taxonomy places the organism in Eukaryota, Metazoa, Chordata, Actinopteri, Beloniformes, Adrianichthyidae. Gene Ontology annotation, cellular component: plasma membrane. The record is from RefSeq and is a predicted model, not a curated record.